Messenger RNA from Yamadazyma tenuis ATCC 10573, 1119 nucleotides. RefSeq names its product Co-chaperone (gene AHA1). Gene Ontology annotation, cellular component: proteasome core complex. The record is from RefSeq and is a predicted model, not a curated record. NCBI's taxonomy places the organism in Eukaryota, Fungi, Ascomycota, Pichiomycetes, Serinales, Debaryomycetaceae. Gene Ontology annotation, molecular function: protein-folding chaperone binding; threonine-type endopeptidase activity; ATPase activator activity.
UUUAACUAUCUGGAGACUAUUAACAUGGUGGUGAACAAUCCUAACAACUGGCACUGGGUCGAUAAGAAUUGCUUAUCGUGGUCCAGUGACUACUUCAAAGAUACUCUUGUGGGGCUCAAGGCCGAAAAAGACUCACAAACCGUCAAGAUCUCGGCCGUUUCGUCUGUGGAAGGUGAUUGUGAGGUUUCUCAAAGGAAAGGUAAGGUGAUCUCGUUGUUUGACAUGAAGUUAGUAUUAAAAUUCGAUGGCUUUACCGACACUGCUGAUAAGUCCAGCGAUGUGUCGGGGUCCAUUACCGUGCCCGAAUUGGCUUACGACACUGAGGAACACGAUCUUCAGUUCGAUGUUAGCAUCUAUAAUGAAACCAAUACCAAGGAUGCCAUCCGUGCUUUGAUCAGGACCCAACUCUUGCCUCAGUUGCGCCAGGUAUUGGGAGGUUUUGGUGGAGUUUUGAUCAAAACCAAUAGCUCUGACAUCCAGUUGGAGUCAGACAAGGUCAACUCGGUGUUCACCAAGUCCAACCAAGAAGCUCACACGGCGGUCCAAAAAGCUCCUAAGGAAAACCAGAGCGUUAAAAAGAACAUCAAAAAGGAGACCAUUUCCUCAAGUGCUGCUCCCAAAGCUACCUCUUCUCAUAUCCCCAAGUACAAUACUUCCACCUUACAUCUUGAACCUUCGUUCAACACCACAGCCGAGCAGUUGUUCUUGACUUUAUUGGACCCCCAACGUAUCGCUGCCUGGUCCCGGUCUCCACCCUUGAUCGAGCCCACACCGGCGGCGGUAGGGUCUAUAAUGAAACUCUUUGGAGGCUCCAUCACCUCCAAAAUCACCAAGCUUGUUCCUAACGAACAGAUUGUCCAAGACUGGAGACUUGAGGACUGGAAAGAUGGCCACUUUGCUCACUUGAACAUCUCGUUGAACCAAGGAUCAUCCGAAACCAAGAUGGUUGUCAAGUUCGAUGGGAUUCCUGUGGGGGAAGAAGACCGCGUCCGGGGAAAUUUUGAAGACUACUAUAUCCGUAGUAUAAAGAUCACCUUUGGAUUUGGUGCCGUGUUGUAAGCAUGUUGGUAUAUAGUUGUAGAUAGACAAAAUGGGUGAUUUAAUAUAUAAAGCCGUUGU